AUGUAUUCUGAUCGUCGUGUAUCCCUAGACAUAGCACCGCUUGCUAGCUGGGAUUCUUGUUCCGACGAUGAGAAAACGGUUGUUGUGUUAGUUGGUCUUCCUGCUCGUGGGAAGUCAUAUAUAUCUACCAAGCUUUCAAGGUACCUAAAUUGGGUUGGAAUUAAUACACGAGUUUUCAAUGUUGGAGCUUAUCGUCGACUUCAAAUGAAAGAUUACAAUGACCAUAGUUACUUUUCCGACGAAAAUAAUGAAGGCGUAGCACUCAGACAAAAAAUUGCAUCGGAAGCAUUGGAUGACUUAAUCUCCUGGUUAACAUCAGAUGUUGGCAGGAUUGCCGUCUUUGAUGCGACAAAUACAACACGAGAGCGUCGGUUAUGGAUAAUGGAACGGUGUAAAACGCAUAGUUUUCAAGUUAUAUUUGUCGAGUCGAUUUGUAAAGAUAAAAAUUUAAUUCAGGAGAAUGUUUUGGAAGUAAAAGUCAACAGUCCUGAUUACAAAAGUAUCGAUAAAGAAGAAGCGUUAAAAGAUUUUCUUAAACGUAUUGAACAUUAUGAGAAGCGGUACGAAUCAAUUGAUGAUGAUUUGGAUAAGGAUUGGUCGUAUAUUAAAAUAUUUGAUCAAGGCAAACGAUAUCUAGCCAAUCGUAUUGAAGGUAAUAUCAACAGUCGAAUUGUCUAUUAUUUAAUGAAUAUUCGUGUAAACAAACGUACCAUUUAUCUGACACGACACGGUGAAACAGAUCUCAAUAUUCAUGGUCGAAUCGGUGGAGAUGGGAAGCUUUCUGAAAGGGGUGAACUAUAUGCUAAAAAACUUGCAGCAUUUAUGGAACAAGAAAAAUUAGAAAAUCUUAAAGUUUGGACAAGUCAUUUUAAGCGUACUAUUCAAACUGCUGAACAUAUUCAAUGUUCACAAAUAUGUUAUUGGAAAGCAUUGGAUGAAUUAGAUGCAGGAGUUUGUGAUGGUAUGACCUAUGAAGAGAUUCAUAAAAAAUAUCCUGACGAUUUUGGACGACGUGAUAACAAUAAAUAUUAUUAUCGUUAUCCAAUGGGUGAAUCAUAUCAAGAUUUGGUGACACGUUUAGAGCCGGUAAUUAUGGAAUUAGAACGACAAACAUCAGUUUUGGUUAUUUGUCAUCAGGCUGUAGCACGUUGUUUACUUGCCUAUUUUGAAGAUAAAAACAAGGAUGAACUACCUUAUAUUCAUGUUCCAUUACAUACUGUAUUCAAAUUAACACCUACUGCUUAUCGUUGUAUAGUUGAACGUGUAAAAUUGAAUGUACCAGCUGUAGAAACACAUAGAAUGAAACCAGAGAACACUAAAACACCACAUUCUUCAUUUGAAGCAAUGAAAACUGUUCCAGCUGAAUAUUAA
Molecule: messenger RNA, 1371 nt
Organism: Schistosoma guineensis
Lineage: Eukaryota; Metazoa; Platyhelminthes; Trematoda; Strigeidida; Schistosomatidae
Source: the annotation of a GenBank genome assembly